Messenger RNA from Sabethes cyaneus, 3901 nucleotides. It is a transcript of the gene Tmf, whose product is annotated as TATA element modulatory factor. The transcript is spliced from 2 exons. Lineage: Eukaryota; Metazoa; Arthropoda; Insecta; Diptera; Culicidae. Gene Ontology annotation, cellular component: Golgi apparatus; endoplasmic reticulum. Bases 182 to 3403 code for a protein of 1073 amino acids. The record is from RefSeq and is a predicted model, not a curated record.
UUGUCAAUAAAAAACAUUAAACGACGAAGUAAUAUUUCUUUUGACGUGUCCUCGCAAAAAAAAAUCGAACUUGUAGGUCACAAAAAGUGAAAAAAUCUAUGUGUACUUUGUGAUGUGAGUACUUUUAUCAUUUGGAAUCGAACUGGAGGUGAAAUUGCUGCCGUCGCCAUCCGUGGAAACGAUGAGUUGGUUCGACACGACAGGAAUUGCCAAUCUGGCAAAAACAGCGCUGAAGGAAGCGCAGAAACAGAUUGAUAAGGCACUAGACAUAAAAGAGGAUGAGGACGACGGUGCUAUCGGCAACGGCGGUACAGCCACCGACAGUGGAUUGGCUGCAAAACAAAAAGCUGAUCCAUCGAUUGAGAAAGGUACUAGCGCUGAGCUUUGCAAUCCAGUAGCGGAAGUGAAGGGUGGUGGAAAUGUCAGCAGGGGUCAGAUAGAUAGCAUUUGGGGCUCGUUUACUGGAUCGUUUUUCGAGCAGCCCGUAACAACGGCCAAUGUGACGGUGACGAAGGCCCCUUCAAGUUUGAAGCGUAAGAGUUUCGAAGAUUCUGGAAUGUCUGAAGUGCCGGAAAAGGUCGGAUCACCCGAGAAUAGUUCAGAAUCAAUUGAAUUGCUGAGUCCAGUUACAACGCCUGGUUCGGCUUUAACAUCACCUAGUUCCGGUCCGACCGCUCAAGAGGAAUCAGAGUCGGUAGAGGUUAUUAAGGUGCUAGGGACGGCUUCAAGUAUUUCAUCACCGGAAUCGAUAACAACGCUGGAUCGUAGCCCAGAAAUUGAGGGAGAAGAAGAGAUGCGGUUUACUUCAGUCGAGUUGAACGAAGAUGACGAUAUCAGCGUGGAAGAAGAUUCCAUUUCAUACACACUGUCGGAGCAGCCAAUUACGGUAAUGGAAACAAGCGACCAGCCGGCCGCCAUAACGGUUGCUCCUAGUCGUAGUAGUUUACAUUUGAGUUUGGAUAAAUCAACUCUUUCACGUCAGAUGACUUUCUCGGAAGUUUCGGUUUGUGAAACAGAAACUUCCAAUGAUUCGGAGACGACGGUGACGUCGGAAGAAAAAGGUAAACGACCUGUGGAGCAGCUGGAAAAGUCAUAUGAGAACAUCGAGAUUCAGACACAAAUAUCAGAUUCUACACACAGUUUCGAAGAGAUACAGGCAUCACAAGUGCCAGUUACGCUGGCAGAGCAUAAACAGUUGGAAGCAACAUCGUCUCACAACUCAGGAGAUGAAAUUGAAACGGCGACUUCAUCGGAUAUUGAAAUUAUAUCCAGCCCAAAUGGCGAUUCUAGCAGUACUAACAGUGGAGCGUAUAGAACCAGUCCACUAAAGAUUCCGGACGGAAAAGGAAAUAUCGAUAUUAUGAUGAUAAAGAAACGAGGCCAUAAUCGCGAACUAUCGGAAGUUUCGGUGCAAAGCGUAAGCAGCGAUGACCUGAGUGAAACAGAGAAAUUAAUGCGUAGGAUAGCGGAAGUUUCUGAGAUUUUAGAACAGAGGGAGUUUCGCCUCUUGGAACUUGGACGGCAGAAUGCCGAGCUUCAUGAACAUAAUUGUCAGUUGACUGCUCAGUUAGAGUCGAAACAGAAGCGAGCAGAAAGCUGUGAAUCCGAUGAGUAUACACAAAGAUUGUCCGCCCUGGAGAAGAAAUUUCAACAGGCAAUUCGAGAAAGGGAAGCAUUCAAAAAACAGUCAGAGGCUGCACGAACUGAAGCACAGGGUAAAGUAUCUCAAUUGGAGGUUGACAAGAUUGUCGGUGAGAAGAACUUUAUGAUCGAAGAAUUAAAAAAAGAGGGGGAAAGCCUCUCAAAACAGGUUUUGAAUCAUUCAAAUAUCAUUAAAAAGUUGCGCCUGAAAGAGAGAGAAAGCGAAUCUUCGAUAAAGAAGCUUAAGGAAGAUAUCGCGGAUCUAACGGAUGAAACAGAACGGCUUAAGCGUUCUUUAUCGGCCAAAGAAGAAGUGGAACGCUCUCAAAUCGAUGCCGUACAUAAACUGUCUUCAGAAAAACGAAAACUUGAAAAGGACAAUAAUUCUCUGAAGAGUCAACUGGACGAUCAAACUCAGAAGCUAGAAACUCUGAAGAAAAGUUUUGAUUUUGCCAAGAAAGAGCUUACAGAGAAAACUGAAGCUUAUCAGGAUUUAGUAAGAAAGUCCUCUCUGCUAUCUACAAUGGAAGCCGAACACGGUAACUUACAAAGAGUAAAUGAACAAAUUAGUACCGAAUUGGAUGAUCUGCGCGAGAAGUUGCGCUCUGCAGAAUUGGAGCAUGCACAACGCAUUCAACGACUAAAGACUGACAAUGCUGAACUGCUAUUGCGUAUCGAAGAAACGGAAACCCGUUCAGAAGAGGACAAAAAUGCCACAGCGAUGGUCACUGUUCCUUUAAUGAAGCAAAUUGAAUCGCUUCAAAAUUCAUUGCGCAAUAAGGAGCGCUUAUGGGAGCAACGUGAAGUUGAUAUUCUUCGAAAAUUAGAUGAAUCCGUAAACAAAUCAAAAAUCUUUGCAGACAACGAGAAAUCGUUAAAGGAUCAGAUAUUUACUCUUAACGGUCGAAUUUCCAAUCUGGAGGAACGGCUAACCGCCGCCCUGUUCAAAGCCGAAGACUUAACCAACAAUAUACAGCAGAAACAGAUCGAAAUCGAAUUACUAGAAAACGACCACAAAAUCAAAAUUAACGGCCUAGAAGCUGACCGGAAAUCUUUGAAAUCUACAUUAUCCGAGCUUGAAUCCCUUUUGGCAGAAAAAGAAUGCAAAAUUGUUCAGCAGAAGGAUUUGAUAGAAUCUAUGAAACAGCAACAGUCUGUUAUCAAUCAACAUCACAAUAAACAUGAUGCACUUCAAUCCGGUCAGCGUAAUUCCCCGCCAUCGCCAUCUUCCCAAGCAGCUGGUGCCCUCGGAGCAUUGGGCAUUGAAUCCCGAACCUCUUCGCCGACACCAAGUAUGGGAAAUUUGUCUCUGCCUGAAUCGAUUGGCAGUAUUCCAUGGAACCAAGCAGAUGACGACGGACUCUGUUCGAGCAGUGGUCGGCAAACGAUAGGUGGGCUGCCACUACUGCACACCACUUCUCUGCUGGAAAACCUUCAGGCUACUCUAAAGCAACGAGAUGGCGAAGUAUACCAGCUGCAGUGGGAGUUAUCUCGAUUCCAGCAGGAGCGCAACGUUCUUCACAUGGAGAUAUCCAAUUUGACAUCCGAAUUGGAAAGUAUCAAGGAGAAAUCGGAGCGUAGCGCCAGGUUGGAAGAUGAGCAUACCCAGUUGCAGGAACGGUAUGACGCAUUACUGCAGUUAUAUGGUGAAGCCGUUGAAAAAACCGAAGAAUUGAAGCUGGAUCUGGUUGACGUGAAGGAGAUGUAUAAAUUGCAAAUCGAUGAUCUGCUGCGGCAAGUGGCUGCCGGGAAACAGUUAUAAUAGUAGUAGUUAUAAAUCCAGUGUUGGCAACUGCUGUCUUCGUAACCGCAGAGGACGAUGAGUACAAGAGGAAGGAGAAUUUAUGCUUGAUGAACGGUGGUCGCAUGGAGAGUCCAUAAUAAAAAAAAGUCAUCAUGUUAAUAGCUUCCAUCAGCUUUCAGCAGUCAGCAACGUUCGCUCGAAUCGUGCUAGAGAGAUUGGUAUUAAGAAUAUCAACAAAGUUGUAAAUAUUUAUAAGCCGUCGUUGCUUUGUUUCGGGUAAUAUAUUUAAAGCUUUCGUAUAGUCGGCUUGAGGUGUUUGUCGAAAAUGUUCGCCAAAAUACCCUUUUUUUAAAGACAGCCUAGAGUUUUUCAGUAAUUGAGGCGAAGUUUGAUGCGCAUUGUACUGCAAUAAAUCUAUAUUGUUUAAAACAUAUAGGGACAUAGACUAUCGGUAUCACCUACAUCAUAAUUUCAAAAAUUAUCAUAGAAAACUUACAAUUUAGUCAAAUAUAUUUA